Messenger RNA from Thecamonas trahens ATCC 50062, 3462 nucleotides. RefSeq lists its product as uncharacterized. The transcript has 3 exons. Bases 1 to 3462 code for a protein of 1153 amino acids. The record is from RefSeq and is a predicted model, not a curated record. Lineage: Eukaryota; Apusomonadida; Apusomonadidae.
AUGAGGACAACGCGGCGGGCAAAGGUUCAUGUGGGUGCACCCAUGGAGCGCAGCCGUAUGCGGAGGUCGACACAGUCACUGAGGCGACCGACCGCGCCGCGGCGGAAGACCCGCAAGCGCAGUAGCUCGAGCCGCGCAGCUGCAGCUGCAUCUGUAGCAACACCAGGCACAACGAGAAGGCCGCGUGCCACAAGGCAGCUCUUGCCUCGGGCGACUACCGAUGUCGGAUGGCAACAGACUGGAGCGAGGUUGAGGUCCGAGUCUGGGUCUGAGUCUGGGUCGGAGAGAUCUGCGAGGGCGUCGGCUGUGGCGCAGACGGGCAGCGGUGAGAUCCGGCCCGGAAAGCUUGCUGAUGGCGCGUCCACUGAGGGCCGCCAGCAAAAGCAGUCAUCGCAGCCGGCGGUGUCCAAGCGCGGGCGGCCACUGGCCAAGGCGAGGGCAGAGUACAACAAGGCUGCGAGCUUGGUGCGGACGAUGAGUCAACAGACCAGGGGCAUUAUGUAUGGGUACUCGACCAACGAGCUGGCGAUGGCGCAGCGACGCUGGGCAGCGGCCGCAUUUGUGGCAGAGCUGGCAUCUGUUGAACUCGCGGCCGCGGCGGCGUGGACCGAGAUCAGCGGCUCAGGGCGGGCCAGCAGCAAAGCGCUCGUUCGAUCACAGCGCCGGUACAAGACAGCGCAGGCGAGUGCGUGCGCCAUGUUUUCGGCGCUGAUAGUACUUGCCUCUGUGCCGGACGUGCCGACCGCCGACGCCGAGUGGGCGGUCCCGGAGCUCUCCGGCAGUCAACACGACCCGCGGCACGCCAAGAUCCAGGUUCCGCGCUCGCAGGCUGCGAUGCAAAAGUCAAGGGUAGCGGCGAUGACUAAGCCACCAAUGCCAGCAAUCGUCGCUCUCCACGGCUUUGUUUACCGUGGCUCGCCGCUCAUCGCGGUCGUGCUGCAAGGCUCGAGUCAGCGUAGCACGCAGCUGGUGGCGCUCGGCACGCACGCGGGCGAAAUGUUGUUUCUCGGCAGGCUGCUGUUGAAGGAGAUCAGCCUCGCUGCAUGGCAUGUGGUGCGCGAGGGCCAGCUCGAUGACAUGGACGAAGCAAGUAACUCGAGCGGGACUCUUGCUGCGGACAGCCACGAAGCAGCCGACGAGAGCGGGGACGAGAACGAGGGUGACAGCAGGAAGCGGCUCUUUGUAUCACCGCGGCCAAAGUCGUCGCUGUAUGGCGGUGUCAAUCCGACCGAUGCAGAGCUUCAGGCGCGCCGCGCUGACCAGACUGUCGGCGCCGACACAUUUUGCCGCCCCGAGUGGAGCAGCAUUGCGCUGGACGGAUUUGUCUACCGCGGCCGGCCGCUCGAAGCGCAGUGGGCUGCGGUUCCUGGCGAGAUGCGACUGGGCCACUGUCGCUUCUCCAUCCGUGUCCCGGCCGAGACCACGGCUGGAUUGUUCCGGCUUGAAGUGGGCUCGUUCCUUCUGACGGAGGACGAGUUGAUGGCGGCUGCGCAUGCGGUGGUGGCGGCCGGCCAGCAGCAGGACAGCCGCAAGCGCGAGUCACACGCGCCAAUCAGCGAGCAGCGACCGGUGCGCCGACGGCACAGGCUACAGUCGGCACCGCGGAAGAGUGUCAGCGACAUUCCUGCCCUGCUUGUGCAGCUCUUUCCGGGCGCAACGCCGAGGAAGGACCCGCGCGAUGAUGUGGAGCAGGCGUCGCGGCAGUGGGCAGCGUCGCGACCGUCGCGGCGGACGGCGACCAAGAUGAGUCGCAUCGAGAUGGAGACGCUUGUUGUUGGAGGUGUGCAGUUGCGCGCGGUUGUGAAGCGCGACUUUGCUCAUCCAACCCGCGAGGGCAUGGCGUACUUUGAGAUCCGCGCCGAUAAGGUUGUGUUGUUUGAGGGCUGGCUCACGCCCGAAGAGGUGUCAUAUGUGGGCUGGCGGCUGUGUGUGGAGGACGCAGGGCGGGCGAUGCCUGGCAAUGGAGGCGCGGCCCAUGUUGCGCUGCUGGAGGCCAUGUCAAACGUGGCACAUAAGCUGGAGACUGUCAACCAAACGCGGACCACGGCGAUACGGAGCAAUGCUCGGCGGCACACGUUGUACUGGAAGCGGUUUGUGGAACGGGUUGAGGCUGCAGUGGCGCGCAAGAUGCAAGAACGUACCGAGGCGAAGCGCGUGGUGAGGCAAUGUGUGCCGACACAGCAGAGAGAGACGGCGACGCUGUUCAGGCCAGCGGCUGUGCAGCCUGCGAACGAGACGGUGGAGGACCUUGACAGCCGCGACUUUGUCUCGCCGUACCAAGGCGGCGAGCCCGCGUUUGAUCCGCGCGACCGAUCCGAGCAGAAUGCACGUGCUGAGCAAGUCAUGUUUGCAAAGCGGACGGGCAAGUACUCGCGUGCAGGACCCGUUGACACGCUCCCGGAUGUAUCCGGCUACCUGGUGAACGGGCAGCCGGUCGAGGUGGUGACCAAGACGUCGCGGUGCCAUCCGAUGAGCCCCGAGCUUGCCUAUCACACUAUUCGCGCUGGCACGCGGGAGUUCUCGGGAUGGCUUUCUGUGGAAGAAGUGGCGUAUGUGACGCACUGUCUUGUAGUCGAAGCGGCCGGCUCGCGGGCCAUCCAUCUUGUCUCGCUGGCUGCGCCGACCGGCGGCAGCUCAGGGCCCGGUGAGAAGCAGACGAUGUCGACGCCGGUGCUGAGCACGUUCUCCGAGUAUGAUGGCCAGCCGCUGGCAGAGUGCGCGUCCAACCCGCGCGUCCGGCUUGGGCGACUCGAGAAGGCGCGCAUUGCCGGCAUCCGACUCAACGGCCGGGCUAUCGGCGGUGGAAGUGGGCGCGCGGAGAGCCCGUUUGACCUCAGCGAAUACGCCGGAGCGUUUUGGAUCAGAGGUGAGCCGUUGACGAUCUCAACGCGCAUGACGGCGCCGCACCCAAGCAAUCCGGAGUUUGCGUACAGAACGGUCCGAUGCGGGCGGCGAACACUGUUCACCGGAUGGGCGACCAAUGACGAGGUGCUCUGGAUCGCGCACAAGCAGGUGCAGCUUGCGGCCGAGGAUGAGAAGCGGGCAAAGGCCAGGGCCGAGCGGGCGCAGCAGAAAAGCCGCGAGCGAGCGGCGCGGCGAGCGGCGCGGCGGGCAGCGCGUGCAGCGCGAGAGCGCGCCGAUGUCAAGCAGGUGAAGGCACUGGCAGCGACGCUACAGCGGGCAGGGCUCGCAUGCGCUGCAGCCGCCGAGAUCGAGCUACAGCAGCAGGUGAUUGAUCGCGAAGCAGCGGCAGCAUCAGCGCGCGCCGCAUCGGUGGCGUUCAAGCGGGCGGCUUUGCGGAAGCGGGCGCGGUCACGGCCGGCGGCGCGCCGUGCCGCGUUGACGGAGGAUGAAUGUGGCGGUGCAGUAGACGAGGCUGUGCUCGUGCGCGUGAUGGGCGAGAUCGAAGCUCGGGCGAGCAAGCGCAAGGCUGGUGCGUCUGACCGCGGUGACGGAGGAUGA